Penaeus chinensis is the source of this 1309-nucleotide messenger RNA. RefSeq lists its product as uncharacterized. Gene Ontology annotation, molecular function: chitin binding. Bases 85 to 1170 code for a protein of 361 amino acids. Gene Ontology annotation, cellular component: extracellular region. NCBI's taxonomy places the organism in Eukaryota, Metazoa, Arthropoda, Malacostraca, Decapoda, Penaeidae. The transcript has 4 exons. The record is from RefSeq and is a predicted model, not a curated record.
CGUGUGUGCGUGCGUGUGUCGGCGAGUAUAUAAGAUGACCCAGGAUACAGCUUGCAGUGGACCGGUCAAGCUUGGCGACUCAGGAUGUUCCCUCUCACGGCUGCGCUGCUCGCGUCGCUCGUCCUCGUGACAUCGGCGGAGAAUAACAACUUCGAGUGCCAGGCCGAGGGAAGAUUCUCUCACCCGACAGACCGCAGCUCUUACGUGGACUGUGUGUUUAGUUCCUUCGGCUCCCUUGUCUCAAUCACUGACAGCUGCAAUGGGGGAGAGUUUAGUGAAGAUCUGAAGACCUGCAUUUCUGACCAGGAGAGGAAAAACUCGUUCCGUCGGGGCCGAGCUCUAAUAUCGGACCACAGUUACCAGUACAUGUGUUCGGAGGGAAACGGUUUCUUUUGUGCCGACUGCACGACGAUGGUCAGCUGCGUAGAUGGAGAGGCUUACCCACACCCCUGCAGCGAUGGCUCCACCUGCGCCAUGUUAGAGAACUUCGGCGGGGGCGUCUGCUACCCCGGGCAGCCCGAAGGAUGUUCUUGCACUCAAGCCAAUAGCUUCCGAAUUGACUUCUAUGACUCCAAGAAGUUCUUCUACUGCAACGACUCUGGAUCUGCGCCGGAGAUGUAUCAGUGCCAGGAGGAGAUGACUUUCGACGAGAUGACGACCCAGUGUGUUAACGAGGAAAAUCUUCCCGAAUGCGAACGGUCGGGGAUGUUUGCCAUCGCGAGCAACUGCAGCCAGUACUACACAUGCAUUGCAAGCAAAGAUGGAUGGAUCCAGAAGGCCCUCUCCUGCGAGACGCCCAACUUCAUGUACAACGAAGCGUCGGGCAAUUGCGAGGACCCAUGCGGCUGGAACGACGGAGAGUUCUCGUGCGAGGCAGAGGGCCGCUUCCCCGACCCCAGGGACUGCCAGCGGUUCUUCGAGUGCAUUGCGAUCGGCGAUGGAUAUCGGGUAUUCUCCCGCGAAUGUCCCGCCGGAUACCAAUGGGAGAGCGAAGGCCAGGGGGUUGGAAUAUGCACCAAGGCAGUCGGUGACUCUUCAUGCAAAGCAUUCACCCAAAAUAAAUGCGUUAUCCCUGAAAAUAUGUGCAGCGCUGCCGGAGGAUCGACAUCAACAGGCGCAGAUGAGCCACCAGUGAGGAGGACUGCUCGUAGAGGUGACCGGCGGACAUGAAUGCUAAAUGUAGUGUAAAAUUAUAACUAUGAAGUAGUAAAUCUAAGUAAUUAUUUGUUUUGUAAGCUGACGUUAUUGUUUAAUGAAUAUGUCCUUACAUUAAAAUCAAUAAGAUAGAAUAACAUGUUUUCAAAGUCAA